Molecule: messenger RNA, 1629 nt
Organism: Aspergillus japonicus CBS 114.51
Lineage: Eukaryota; Fungi; Ascomycota; Eurotiomycetes; Eurotiales; Aspergillaceae
Exons: 4
Coding region: 1-1629 (542 amino acids)
Source: RefSeq, a predicted model, not a curated record
AUGUUGGAUGCUCUAAGUAGACUUCUUGAGCACAUCCACCUCGCUCCCCACGAGCGCCAGGUGAAGGAAUACCUCGAAACAGCCACUAGAGAAUCCAUCCAGAGAGACCUCCAAAGGGUCCUCAAGCCUCUCAACCAUCCGUCAUCAUCAGCAUCGUUCCACCCGUCUUGCAUCAAGGAUGCCGACCAGAAAAGCCAAUGGACCCGCAAAAGCCUGGAAAAACACAUCACCAGCUCCCACCCCGACUCCGCACUCUCCUGCGACUCAAUUGACUUACUCUGGCGAUGCCUCCACUACUACGCCUACCACCCAUUCCCCCAAGAAGCCACGGGUGAAGCAAUCGAUCCCGACGCAUUCAACCGCGCCGUCGCAUUACUCGCGCACGGCGGGACCUGUCUCCUAGGCACCCAGGACGUUGGCGGGUACCACUGGCGCAACCACGAUGAUACGCAGUACAUCUGCCGAGCAAAUAUCGCAAGAAUGCUCCGGAGCAUCGGCCGUCCCGAGACCGUAUCGCUGCCUCCAGCUGAGCACCAGAAAGACACCCCAUCCGUGCUCAGCGACGUAGUAGACGUCCUCGCGACCACGCAACCAUACUCCAUCAAUCAGGCCCCAUCGCCAGAGCGACUGGACAUCACUGCACGGGAGCUCCUGACAGAGGAACCCGCAACUCCAACCCGGUGGCGUGUGAGUCGGCGGGAUGUCUCGCUUCUUAUCGCCUUGCUCCUUCACUUGAGAGUCUCGCCGACCAGAAAAUGGGAUCGAACCCGCUAUUUUGGUUGCUUUGCACCGUCUGACCGCGCGGAUGAGCACUUGGCUACCUGCCUCAUUCAGGGUAUAAUGCCCGAGGAUAGGGACUACGAUGCAGACGGGCUCGCUGGCAUACCUUUCGACACGCUGCCGAAUCUCCUCCCCUACUUCCACCAACUCUGGACCGUGCUAUUCCAGCCUCCGUGGCCCAGCCCCCAGGAGGAGGCUUUCAUUCCGGACGCGACAGAGCACAGAAUUCCCGCGCGGAUACUCACAGCCUUGUCGCUCUUCCUUCCCAUCCCGCAUCUUUUGCCUACUGACCCAGGGUCGACCUUCGGUAUGAAACCCAUUUCUUUCCAAGAGAUCGAAAUGCCAUCUACCAGCCCUACCUGUUCCGAGAUGGCCCAAGCUGUGCAAGGCGACGACACUCCGCGCAUUAUUCUAGCCACGAACGAGAACCACACCCAGGCCAUCGGGGCGUUCAUGCCUGCCUCACUGCAGCGGGACGCAGGCGACGGCACGACGCGAGAAUGCACGGUCGGGAAGACACAUUUAUUUUUCUACUUAGGCCAAGACUUCAGAGUCUUGCAAUGCAAGAAUCAACCGCGUCAUUUGUCGAAAACGAGGAUUUGGAUGGACGAUGAGGCCAAGGGCGAGGCGUCGUCGAUGAGAGCGUACUGUGUUGGGGAUGGGAUCAAGAGAACAGGUGCAGCGAGAUUACACUUCGAUCCUGCCCGAACGACAGCUUCUCUCCUUGGCGUCGAGGGACCAAACAUGGAAGGAUACGAAAAUGUGAAGAGCUGCCAGGAAACAGUGCCAGAAAACUGGGAAGUGGUGAUCAAUCCGAGUCGGGUUUAUGUCUUCUCCCUUGUGCUCUGA